GGGAGAGUUUUUCUGAGUGUGAGCGGCUGCAUGAGACGGAGAUUUGUGAGGACGCACGGGUAACAGAGGAGAACCCAGAGGAGGUGAGUGACGGGUUUACCCUCGGAGGGGUAAAAAAGAUGACCGUGGUGUCCCAGGAGAACCACAACGACACUGUGGUCGUAACUCCUUUGUUGCAAGAUGCUGCUGACUUGGAAGCAGCCGACACGGAGUGCAGCGAGCGAGUGGUCAUCAACAUCUCGGGUCUGCGCUUCGAGACGCAGCUAAAGACCCUCUCGCGCUUCCCCAGCACGCUUUUGGGAGAUCCACGUAAACGGAUGCGUUUCUUUGACCCUCUGAGGAAUGAAUACUUCUUUGACAGGAACAGGCCGAGCUUUGACGCCGUCCUCUAUUAUUACCAGUCAGGAGGGAGGCUCCGGAGGCCCGUCAGUGUACCUGUGGAUAUUUUCCUGGAGGAGUUAAAGUUUUAUGAAUUUGAGGAGGAGACCAUUGAACUUUUCAAAGACGAUGAGGGUUUAUCGAGGGAGGAGGAUCGCCCUCUGCCAACCAACAUAUACCAACGCCAGUUAUGGCUCCUUUUUGAGUAUCCAGAAAGCUCAGGACCUGCACGGAUAAACGCCAUUGUGUCUGUUGUGGUUAUUUUAAUAUCUAUUAUCAUAUUCUGCAUGGAGACUUUACCCGAGUUUAGAGAGGUCCCACUGGUGCCAAAAACUCAUCCCAAUGGGAGUAUCAUCGCCUUUGAGCCCAGUCCGUUCACAGAUCCGUUUUUCAUGGUGGAGACACUUUGCAUCGUGUGGUUCUCCUUUGAGUUCACCAUGAGGUUUCUGUCGUGCCCCAGUAAAGCAGCUUUCUUUAAAAACAUCAUGAAUAUAAUCGAUGUUGUGGCAAUAGCUCCAUAUUUUAUCACCCUGGGCCUUGACCUGGCGGAGCAUCAGGGCAGCAGUCAGCAGGCAGCGUCUCUGGCCAUCCUCAGGGUCAUCCGUCUGGUCCGAGUCUUCAGGAUCUUUAAACUUUCCAGGCACUCCAAAGGUCUCCAGAUCCUCGGCCAGACGCUUCAAGCCAGCCUCAGGGAGCUGGGACUGCUCAUCUUCUUCCUGAUCAUUGGAGUUGUUUUAUUCUCCAGUUCGGUUUAUUUCGCAGAAGCAGAAGACCCAGAUUCUGGAUUUACAAGUAUACCCGAUGCGUUUUGGUGGGCAGUGGUGACAAUGACGACAGUUGGAUAUGGAGACAUGUGCCCCUCCACCAUUGGGGGCAAAUUCGUCGGAUCGUUGUGCGCCAUUGCAGGAGUGCUAACCAUAGCUUUACCUGUCCCUGUCAUAGUGUCAAAUUUCAAUUAUUUCUACCACAGAGAGAACGAGGAUGAGGAAAAUGUUGUGUAUGUGCAUGUCAAAUGCGGGCAGCAGCAGCAGCCCUCCUUAAGUGAAAGUGAUUCAAACAAAAGCAACCAAUCGCUCUCCAAAACUGAGUCCUUCCAGGAGAGCGACUAUUUGGAAACUUUGACGCAUCCAAAAGUAAUCCCAGUGGAGACAUGCACAGUGAGACUGACAGAGGUAUAAAACGUUGGAAGGAGUUUUUAUUUCUGGUGAGUUGUCUUCCAGUGGACAUAUCAUUAAAGCUCCUACAUGCUGGGGGCUUUUACGCAAUCUGUUUUAAAGUAUUUUUCUAAAAGUGGAGCCUCAUAUGUUUAUGCUACAGGAGCCCCCACCAAAGUGAGAACUGGCUUAAAUGUACCGUGAUGUAUUAAAAUGUGGCAAGGGAGGGGAGCAACAGUCAAUACAUGGGGAACUGUGCAGUAAAGCGAUACCAUAGCCCUGACGUGCAAACAUUUGGGAACCCCUGGGGCACACAGGGCAUAGCUGAAAUACCACUAGCCGUAAUCGAGCCAUGCUAACAAACUGAGCAGUCAAUAGAGGAUCAUUGAAAAACAAUGUGUUCGUCUUUAAUUUCUCAGUUCAGUCAAAACAUUUUUUGUAAAAAGUCCCUUAAAUGUUGUUUACGCACGAACCAAACUUUGAUACGAUCACGUAUCCCAAACGAGUUACGCAAGAGUUAGAAGGAAAUGGGUUUGUAUUUCGCUUUGAUGACUCAUAACUGCUGUCCCUUUUGGAACAUUCGAUCUUUUUUACGUCUGUUUGGACUGUGAAUUGUUGGCUUAAUCCCUCAGGGUACUAUUGUCAAAAGUGUACAUGUUUUACAUAAUAACGACGAGAUCACUUAUCCAUAGUUAAAAUAUACAUGUCUCUUAAUGACAGCAUCGCUUUCUGUACUUUUCUUCCAAAAAAACAAACCUCACUUUAGGAGCCAUCCCAGACUUUGUUUAUUCGGAGUUUGCAGCAUACCUUUAUUCAAUCUGAUCAGGAAAGUGAGCUGUGAGCGCCCCUCUGUGGAUGAAACUCAUCCCUGCUCAGAAUGCUGUGUAAAAUGAAAACUUCAGCUUGUGUAUCUCUGCACUGCUGCACAUGACAUUGACUGAUUUAGGCAUAAACCCCUGAGAUCAUGCUCUUUGACUGUAUGGAUGCUUGUGAUGGUUAACUAAGCUCAGCAGAAGCCUGACUGCUCUCUAUUACUGUUUACUUAGUGAGUUUUAUUUUCGGCUUACUUGCAGGAGGCAGAUGAGUUUGUGAAGCGUGUUUCAGAGUCACAACAAAACACAAGCGUGGGAUUAUUUUCUUCUCCAAAGUAGUGGAUACUUUUCUCACUGAUAUUUUUGCAUUGCCAGUGUUGUAUAUAUACAGAGAUGGAGGAAAUGCUUUGGAAAGAUUCAGUCUGCGAUAAUGGACAUUGUGUUUAUCAACAGUAGAAAAAACAACAUUCUUUUAUAGGCUUUAUUGAUGACCACGCUUUCUGUGUAUAAAAAGCCUUGUGCAUGUAUACUGCGUUUUUUUGUAAUUCUGAAUUAUUUUCUUAUGCAGUUUUAAUGCAAACUUGGAAUGGCAACUUGUCUCUGUGUUGUUGCAAUCAUUCGGAUUGCAUUGCAGCUACACGAGAACAUAGCCCACAUAGACAUUACAAUGCAAUGUCUGCAUGACACGAAUGCAUUGUGAAUUUUAAAUGUAAUAAAAUAUUUAUUUUUAUAAUUCAAACAUGUAUGUGAACUUAACUUAAUCCUUUUUUUAUAAAUAAAUUAUGAAUCAGAA
This is a messenger RNA of Gymnodraco acuticeps, 3137 nucleotides long. Its product is annotated as shaker-related potassium channel tsha2-like. NCBI's taxonomy places the organism in Eukaryota, Metazoa, Chordata, Actinopteri, Perciformes, Bathydraconidae. Gene Ontology annotation, cellular component: voltage-gated potassium channel complex; membrane. Gene Ontology annotation, molecular function: delayed rectifier potassium channel activity; protein binding. The coding region runs from base 120 to 1556 and encodes 478 amino acids. Gene Ontology annotation, biological process: potassium ion transmembrane transport; protein homooligomerization. The transcript has a single exon. The record is from RefSeq and is a predicted model, not a curated record.